Messenger RNA from Plasmodium gaboni, 918 nucleotides. Its product is annotated as exported protein (PHIST). The transcript is spliced from 2 exons. The record is from RefSeq and is a predicted model, not a curated record. Lineage: Eukaryota; Apicomplexa; Aconoidasida; Haemosporida; Plasmodiidae. The annotation marks the transcript as partial.
AUGAAUAAUAAAACUUGUAGGAAUUUUUCCUUUUAUUCCUUUGAUUCAAAUAAUGAUGGAAAUGCAUUAUAUCGAUCAUUUAGAUUUGUUUAUUUAGGCGUAUGUAUUAUAGGAACGUUAUAUCUAUCAUUAAAUAAUUCAUAUGAAUACAAUACGUCUGCAGCAAUACAAUUUAAUAAUGUAAAUUCACGAACAUUAGCUGAGGUAAGCGUUUUAAAUUCGCCAUCCUUAGGAAAUGAAAAUUUAAAAAAUCAUAAUGUAGAAGAUACAGAUAAUAUGAAAAGUUGCUGUCAAAAUGAUGAUAACACAAAUAAUGAGGGAAAUAAAAAUAAUGAAUCAGAAGAUAGCACAAACAAUAUUGAUAAUAGAAGACAAUUAACAAAACAACAAUUACAUGAUGAAUUAAAUACUUUAACAACAAUUCCAUCAAAUGAAGAUCUUUUAAAAUUAUGGAAACAAACAAUCGAUGUAUGUACACAAGGAUUACAAUCUGUAAGAGAUGCAUUAGGUGAAUAUAAAAAACAAUAUGAAGAAGGUUAUGAAGGUAACAAAAAGGGUGGAAGUAGUAAAGAUAAAACAGAUUAUCAUAAGGAAUUUGAUCAAAGAUUAUCAAUUCAUCAAGAUGAUUAUACGAGUAAAUUUAAAACUUUAAUUGAAAAAGAACUAACCGUUGAAGAAUUAAGAUCCUUUAUCCUUAAAUUUUUAGGAUUUUUCCAUAAUUUGAUUGAUUACCUUUUUCAAAGAUAUAAAAUUAAAUAUAUGCAAGUAGGUAUGUCCAUACCUACAGAAGGAACGAUUGAUGAUCCGAAGAGGAGAAAAGAAAAAGACCAAGAAAAAGAAGGAAGUGAAGAAAAUAUUGAAGAGUAUCUUGACAAAUAUUUUGGACAGUUUCUUAUAGAAAAUUUUGAUGAAACAAAA